Messenger RNA from Seminavis robusta, 3408 nucleotides. The record is from the annotation of a GenBank genome assembly. NCBI's taxonomy places the organism in Eukaryota, Bacillariophyta, Bacillariophyceae, Naviculales, Naviculaceae.
AUCCGAGCUCCCAAAGCUUCGUACGAGCACAAGGCAACAAAACCAACCCAGUCGCCCAACAACCUUGCAAAGCUCACAAGAUCACACAAACCACUUUAGAAACGCAAAACAUUCAUAUUGCUACACAAAAAUAACAUGACAACAGCAAACCCUGACGCUACCCAUUCGCCGUGGAAACCAGAAUGGAACCUUACAGGCGCCGCAACUGAGGAUUCGCUCUCGAGUUCAAGCUCUUCUGGUGAUGGCACUGACUGCGAAGCUGGCAAGAGCAGAAAAGCAAACAACCACGUGGUGUGGCCAUGGUGGUCAAAGGCUACCAAUGCGCUCCAUGAAGCCAAUCGCAAGUUUGUCUUAACCCUCGCACUGGCAGCUGCGCGCAAUCCAAUUAGAUGUUUUGUGACAAUCAUCAUCCUAUCUGUCACCCUCAUAAGUACUGGGUUGGCUACAAACUUUCAUAUCAAUGUCGAUGAAAAUGAGAUCUACACACCCUUCCAGGCCGUUUCACGGCUUCACGAAGAAUGGUAUCUUGAUGAAUCUGGCUUGGGUGAAUCUGCACGGAACACUGUCCUGAUGAUUCAUAGCCAUGGUGACAAUGUUCUGGCAAUGCAUUCCUUGAGGCGAGUCUUUGAAGCCUUGGAUACUGUCAGGAAUACCACUGGAUACAAUGAAGUCUGUGAGGGUGCACCUUAUUAUGACAGCUAUAAUGAAGAGUAUACCUGCCAAAUUCUGUCUACUACAAGGUUUUGGUACCAUGACCAUCAGAUGUUUGAGGAUCAAGUAAACACCGAGGAUGAUCUUGUUCAGCAGUUGUCUUCCCCAGAGUACCCAGGGGGGGUACCAACUGACUCUGAGUAUGUUAUGGGGAACCUGCAGCACGAUGAAAAUGGCACCAUUACCUAUGUACCAGCAUUUUUUGUCUUCGUCAUGCUCACAGACAAGGGAGAGCAGACACUUGAGUUUGAAGCAGCAGUGUUGGAAAGACUUGCUGACCUGCAAGCACAGUGGGAUGAAGAUGCAACAAAUGGUCUCCGGCUGGACUACUAUGCUGAAAGAUCUGGAGCUGAUGAGUUUCGAAGAGCCAUCGACAAAGAUUUGUACCUCCUGCCCGCAGUCUUCUUUGCCAUGAGCGCAUUCACAUGCUUGGUCUUUUUCCAAAAAGACCCGGUUCAAUCCAGAUGUCUCUUGGGACUGGGAAGCAUUGUAACCAUCCUCUUGUCCCUCUCCAGUGGCUUUGGCCUUCUCUUUAUUUGUGGAGUUCCAUUCACCAGUAUGACACAAAUCCUUCCCUUUGUCGUGCUUGGCAUAGGGCUUGAUGACACCUUCAUCAUCACUGGAGAGUAUCUUCGAACAGACAAAACUCUGGAUGGUGAAGAGCGCAUUCGCUUGGCCAUACUUGAGGCCGGACCAAGCAUCACUGUCACGACCAUCUCAACAGCUUCUGCCUUCAUACUGGGACUAACGUCCAGUGUUCCGUCUAUCUAUUGGCUGUGUCUCUAUGCAUUCCCCACUGUCAUCAUUGAUUUCCUCUACCAGAUCACUUUCUUUGUAGCUAUUCUUGCUUUGGACGAGAAGCGAAUCAAAGACAAAAGACUGGAUGUUGCCAUUUGCUGCAAGAGCCAAGCCAAAGAGGGCCACGCCAAUGACAGUGGGAUCAAUGCCGAUUCGUCCCAACAGUCGACCCACUUUGCUGACAAGAUCAUGGCUUGGCAUGCCCGCCGCCUACUCCACCCAGUAUCAAAGGUACUGGUAUUGAUAUCUUUCUCUGCUUUCUUUGGCUUUUGUAUCUAUCGAACCACAAUGCUAAAGCAAGACAUUGACAUCAAGACUUUGUUCGCUGAUGAUUCCUACAUGAUCCCUGCCUUGACGACUGUAGAGGAAUUCCAAGAGAGGUCUUUUGCAUUUUCAAUCUUUUUCCGAAAUGAAGAUCAAGGUGAUCCUUUGGUGCAACAGAAAAUGAUAUCUUUUGUGGAAGAAAUCCAGGCCCUCCCAGCAUUGGGGGCGCCACCACCUUUGUGUUGGGUUCGUGACCUUCAAGCAAUCCAGGAAACAGAGUACUUUGAUGUUGUUAGGGAUUUGCCUUUUGAAGAACAGAUUCAGUUUGCCUUGAACAUUCCUGCCUUCAAAGAAGCAUAUGGCAAUGACAUAGUCAUUGACAACAACACCGGGAAGAUCACUGCAUCCAAGUGCACUAUUCUAGCAAGAAACUCAUUCUUACUGGAGUCUAUUCAAAACACAAUUGACCAUCUGAAUGGGCAGAGGGCAAUCACUGAGAGUCAAGACAUUAAUCAGGGCAAGGCUGGAGGAGAAGAGUCAUUCUUUACCUUUCAAAACAUCUAUCUUGUCUGGGAGUUCUACAAUGUGGCCAUCAAGGAAUUGAUCACGACAACCAUCCUCAGUGUUGGUGUUGUGAGCCUUGUGACCCUGAUAUUUAUCCCACACUGGACUGCUGUUUGCUUCAUAGUUCCAAUGGUCUCGGUUGUCUACAUUGACUUGCUGGGUGUGAUGGAAAUGGCAGGCCUUGAUAUCAAUGCAGUAACCUAUGUCUGCCUUGUCAUCUCUAUUGGUUUGAUUGUUGACUUUCUGCUGCAUAUAAUGUUACGAUACGUGGAGUCCUCCAGCGCAUCUCGUGAUGACAGGGUCAAGGAGACUUUGGAGACCAUGGGCAGCUCCAUUCUUUUGGGUGGAGCUUCAACCCUUUUGGGCAUUUCAAUGCUUGGCUUCGGUACCAGUACGAUCAUGCGAGCAGUCUUUAUUUCCCUGUGUUCCAUGGUACUCCUUGCAGUUGCACAUGGGUUGAUUCUCCUCCCUGUACUGCUUUCUUUGGUGGGACCUGUCGUCACCCAUGAGUCUGAAGAAACUCCUUGCGAAUCUAUUCAGCAUGACGUGUCUCAUGUUCAAGAGUUGUCUCCUGAGCUUUCAGCAGCAUGGGGCCCGAUGUCAGACGCAACUUUUGGUUUGUCUGACAUUUCGACUGAGGUCGAAGUCUAGAAUGUCAGGCGCAUAAUUGAUCGGUUUCCAAGCCUCAGCCUGUACCGGACAACGAUGUGUCCCUAUCGGGUUGCCCGGCCGAGCACAAACGAUUGUCUUCCAUUUCUCCGUUUCCAGCUUCUACUUCCGGCUUCCGCAUGAUUCACGGUUGCCUGCGGAUACGCCUUCCAACUUCCAACGGCAACAGCCGAGUGAGAGGCUGCAGACAAAACAACGAGUCUUGGCCCUUAGUCGCCACAGUUGCUUUACCGACACGGGCGGAUCGACGGUGCCGUGCCGUCACAACUUUCCAAAGUCGGUCGACCGACAAUUGUCACUGCUUCCCGAGUGACCUCCUCAUAACUAAUUUUAGUACAUUUACAUGUAAUUUUUGGAAGGGGAAACCAUUGCUUCGAGACAAGACCACGCUAUAUCCACAUA